AUGUCGAUUGACCCUGUGAGAGAGAGAUUUUGGGAAACAACAGCAAAAAGUACCAUUGAAGAAAGAUGUAAGGCUAUUUUAAAACAAGAGUUAUUGAGCGAUGUAAAAUUUGUGUUCCGUGGAAUCCAAAGCGGAAGUGAAAGCAUGAAGAUUGCAGCACAUAAGUUCGUGUUAGCGGUCAGUAGUCCAGUCUUUUUCUCUAUGUUUUAUGGGCCUAUAGCAGAGAGCAAAGACUGUGUCGAGAUCUAUGAUUGUGGUUACGACAGUUUUUUGGAGGUCCUCUCUUUCAUAUACACCAACGAGGCAAACUUAACUUCGGAAAAUGUGAUGCAAGUGCUGUAUUUAGCGAAGAAAUACUUGCUGCCGUCACUAGCUAACAAAUGUUCUGUUUACCUUCAAGAGAAUGUGGACGUGUCGAGCGUGUUUCAUGUCCUGCAACACGCACAGAAAUAUGAGGACAAAGAUUUGUUGGAACAUUGUUGGAAAGUGAUCGAGAAUGAAACGGACGACGCUAUUAAAUCAGAUGAUUUCAUGACAAUCGAGAGGCCAGUACUGGAAGAAUUAGUACAGAAAGAUUCGUUAAAUGUUAAGGAAGUGGAGUUAUUUAGGGCUGUCGAUUGCUGGGCUGAAAGAGAAUGUAAAAGGCAAGGUCUUAAAGCAGGAGGAUCUGUGAAAAGGAAGAUUCUGGGAGAAAAGAUAAUCAAGGGAAUUCGUUUCCCAGUGAUGAAAGAGAAAGAGUUUGAAAGUGUUCUGGACUGUGGGAUACUGACCCAUAAAGAAACUUGCGACUUGGAGAAGUUUUUCGACUCUGUACCAAAUACUUCACUUGACUCAGACUUUUGUAAAGUAAAACGGAAAGUUUCUCCUUACCGAGUUUCCAGAUUUCCAUCGUUGGCGUAUCAUGGAAGUUGGGAACAUUCAUCCGAAUAUUACGAUAUGAUAGUACUCUCCUUCGACAAAGACAUAAAUCUGUGCACAGUUCGUCUGUUUGGUAGCAAAGACCACGAAUUUCGUGUGACCUUGUGUAUAAAGGUAGAGGAAAAUAAGAUGGUAAUCGUCGACACUAGAGAAGCCAAAUUUUUGUCCCGGCACGUGGAGAGUGAAAUGGGAAAUUAUCCAGGAUUUGAUAUUGACUUUGUGCCCCCGAUCGCGUUAAAAGCAAAUACUAGAUAUGUGUUUCGUGCGGACAUAAAUGGUCCUCCAUCCUGGUUUGGAGAGGGUGGACAGUGCUGGGUCAAUCACUCAGGCGUUAACUUUUACUUUGACAACCCCUCGCGUGAGGUUUCCACUUGUGUCGAAAGGGGACAGUUUUCUGAAUUUCUUUUUACACUCGAUUGAAUCAGGAGUUCAAACACAAAGAACAAAGACCUUUAAUAUUGCUGUUAGAUAGUAGGCACGUUAACAUAAACAGAUCCUUGUUCAAUUGAAAUGACAGGCAAUUGUAGAGAUUUCAUUUUGAAAGCAAUACAUAACAAACCUAGAUCAGAGGAAAUAGAAAGAGAAAUCACAGCAGUUAAUAGUAUUAAAGGAGAUUCGUUUCUUAACUUUGUUUUGAAAAUUACAAAUUUAUGCUCUUGUAAAAGAUAGGAUGGACUUUCAAAUAAAUUAGACACUCCGGAUCAUUUUACGUUUCUGGGAAACUGACCACCUACCCCUCCCCUAAACCAACAUUAACAUUUAGUUCUUACUUAGAGCAAAAUGUUGGCUUAGGGGAGGGGUAGGUGGGCAGUUUCACAGAAACGUUAAAUAAUCCGACACUUCAAUGGAUGGUCAUACAACUAUACAGUCAAUAUCCAUAACUCAUACUAAUAAUCCCCAUAGCGCGUGCUGAUAUGGCACUACAUCCCUUCCUUUUCUUAAAAUAACCAAACCCUAACUUUUACAGAACCAGCACACAAAAAUGUACAGAACUUUGGAAAAUUAACGCGAAACCAUCAAGUCCAUCAGUCCUAAACCUCCUUCACGAGGCAACACCUGAAAAAAAUAAAUAAAAGCAAUUUAACCACGACAUUAACAAAGCCAUCAAAUCGUUGAGGUCUUCGAUCCUGACACGUAGACCUACGAAUACUCUCCUGCAGUCGAUGGCUCUCUGUUUCCUUGUUGCUUUCAUCUGCUCGUUUAUCUUCCUUCUCAUCUAUCUCUGCGCUAAGUGAUUCUUGGAUUAACACCUUCUCUUCGCCAACACAAACGGGCUGUUUUUCACUGCCGUUUACAGUGGGACUCUUCUGGGCAUGGUACCUCUUCACGAAAGUUGCAUUGCUUGUGAUCUUCCAACCUCGUCCAUCGCGAAAAGUGCCCUGGGGACGACGUAGGUGAUCUUCGAUCCUGCGUAGUCUCUGACAGUAACCUCACUCCCGUCUUCCGGAUAACUUCGAAAAGGCGAGGGCAGAAGUUACUUAACAACUUGUUUGACUUCUCUGCCCUCAGCAGCACUUCAUCACCGAGUUCAAUAGACUUCAUGGAAACAGCGCCCCUCAUUUCCUCUGCAUACGCUUUCCCUUUCAACUUGCUGGACCAGUCUCUCUCAUGAACUCCUUGUCUAUUAAGAUCAACAGUUUCUCUACUAAACUCUGGCAGUUUGGUCCUCAUCUCCUGUCCAAACAUUAGAGAAAAGUGUGUGGCCCCUGAAGUAACUUGCGCGGAAGCUCCGUCAGCAAUUUUUGUUUUCGGCGCUCGCAUCCUGGAGACACUUGAGCAGAGAGCGAUUAUGGCGUUCAACGUCUUUGUGAUGCAACAUCCUCCCUCCUUCCUUCGGGCGAGUGAGAAGCGCCAAGGGGGCGCAAAUCUCCUUUCACUUCCCUUUCAAGCGCCUGCCACGCCGCAGGCUACAAGUGCACAACAGACGUAAAGACAGACAAGUGUAAACACGUGCUCUCUUUUUUUGUUAUGGAGACAAUGUGAUGGUUUAACAUGAAGAGUAAUCCAAAACGAAAGGAGGAAUUCCUAAGGAUUAUUGAAAGGUGUAUAAGGUGUUCCAGUCAUGCCUAUGGAUCCUGAGAGAAAGGAGUUUUGGCAAACAAUAGCAAGAAGUACUAUUAAGGAAAGAUGUAAAGCUAUUUUCAACCAAGAAUUAUUAAGCGAUGUGAAAUUUGCUGUUUGUUGUGAAGGUGGAAGUGGAAGCAAGACGAUACCAGCACACAAGUUUGUGUUAGCAAUUAGUAGCCCAGUGUUCUUUGCCAUGUUUUAUGGUGAUAUGGCAGAGGGAGAUUGUGUUAAGAUCCCUGAUUGUGAGUACGAGAGCCUGUUGGAGGUGCUGCGUUUUAUAUACAGCGACGAGGCAAACUUAAACCCUGGUAAUGUGAUGCAAGUGCUGUAUUUAGCGAAGAAAUACAUGCUGCCUUCACUGGCCGACAAGUGCUCUGUUUACCUUCAAGAGAACAUAGACGCGUCAAGCGUGUUUCAUGUCUUACCGCAGGCCCAGAAAUAUGAAGAAAUAGAACUGUUGGAUUGUUGUUGGAAACAUAUUGAGGACGAAACAGAGGAAGCUGUAAAAUCGGACGGUUUCGUGACAAUCGAGAGGUCAGUACUCGAGGAAUUAGUGGAGAGAGAUUCAUUAAAUGUCAAGGAAGUGGAGUUGUUCAAGGCUGUCGAUAGCUGGGCGAAAAUAGAAUGUGAAAAGCAAGGCCUCAAAACAGAAGGAUCUGUGAAAAGAAGGAUUCUGGGAGAAAGGAUCGUCAAGGGAAUACGUUUCCCCGUGAUGGAGGAGAAAGAGUUUGCAAGUGUUGUUCUUGACAGUGGGAUACUUAGCCACAAAGAGACUAACGACUUGGUGAAGUAUUUUAACUCUGUACCAAAUACUUCACUUGAGUUUUCACAAGAAAGUAGAAAAGGUUCUCUUGUGCGUCGAGUUUAUAGGUUUUCAUCGUUUUUGGAAGGUUGGGAGGAAUCAUCCAAGUUCUGUGAUGUGAUAGGACUCUCCUGCGACAAAGACAUAAAUCUGUGUGCAGUUCGUCUCUUUGGUAACAAAGGCAAAGAAUAUCGUUUGCACUUGGAAAUACAGUCAGAUGGUUCUGAUUUAAUUAGAAGUAAAGAUGCUCAGUAUUUGCCUAGACAGAUCAAGAGUGAAAUGGGAAGUUAUCCAGGAUUUGAUGUAAUGUUUAAACCUCCGAUCGCGUUAAAAGCAAACUCUAAAUACUGGCUUAUAGCGGACAUAUGUGGUCCUCCAUCCUGGUAUGGAAAGGGUGGACAGUCUUGUGUGCACUGCUCUGGAGUUACCUUCAAAUUUUACAACCUCGAUGGAAUGGCUCAACGGGUGAAAAAGGGGCAAUUCCCUGAACUUCUGUUUACACUCGCCUGA
Porites lobata is the source of this 4297-nucleotide messenger RNA. The record is from the annotation of a GenBank genome assembly. Lineage: Eukaryota; Metazoa; Cnidaria; Anthozoa; Scleractinia; Poritidae.